Molecule: messenger RNA, 632 nt
Organism: Sinocyclocheilus grahami
Lineage: Eukaryota; Metazoa; Chordata; Actinopteri; Cypriniformes; Cyprinidae
Gene: serf2b
Product: small EDRK-rich factor 2b
Exons: 3
Coding region: 105-287 (60 amino acids)
Source: RefSeq, a predicted model, not a curated record
GUAAAGCUUCCGAAUCGACUCGGGUCUGCCAGCCAUCAUAAGUAACGUUACAGGGGGUACCGCCUGGUUGAGCUUUGCGCUCCGGCGACAACAAAAGAGCAAUCAUGACGAGGGGAAAUCAGCGUGAACUUGCCCGUCAGAAGAAUGCUAAAAAGCAAAAUGAUCAGACCAAAGGGAAGAAAAAAGAGGAUGGCCUCUCAGCAUCUGCCCGUAAGCAAAGAGAUGCUGAAAUCAUGCAGCAGAAGCAAAAAAAGGCAAAUGAGAAGGGGGACCCUAAAGGCAAAUAACCAGUGAAUGGGGCAUUGACCGACAUGGCAUCCUGAUUUUUUUUCUUUUGUCAAGAGAGACUAUCUGUCAUUGUGUAGAUGUGGAGACUUUGAUUCUUUAAUGUUUGAACCCAAACUCCAUAAUGUGCUUGAAAGGGCAUAUCAACUAUACAGUACAUAAUGAUUUGUGUUCAGCUAUGGAGGAGAGAGUUUUUUAUGUUCAAAUAAUCAGAGCAAGCCCAAAUAAUGGGAGUCUCAAAAAUGUCUGGACUGGCAUUGUAAUCUUGUAUUUUUGUAUGAAGUGCCCUUCUUAAUAAAAUGUACAUUUUAAUUCACACCUAGCAAUUAAACUGUUAUCCCUAUUAA